CGCGGGACGGUGGUGGUACGCGCGAGAGCUUGGCCGGGCCACGUAGCUGGGCUGAAGACACCGGUGCGCAGGUAUCUCCGCAGCCCGUACCGCACAUCAACAAAUAAUCUCCUAAACAUUUGCACAAAAAGAUUAUUGCCUUUUCUUAAUGCACAUCCGCAAAUGUAGAGAAGCAAGAGAAGUGCGCGUGAAACCCUGAAUCUGUGCAACUCUGAUUGCACGAGAGGGAGGUCGCUCUCGACGGAGGUAAUGCACUGUAAAUGGCUCUUCAAGCAAUACGCAGAAGUUCUUACAGCAGCUCCAUGUCUGGCAUUCAGCUCGUCUUUACCUGCUCUGCAGUUUGAAGACACUGGCACCCUGCAGGGCAGCGGCCUUCAGAGAAACUGAAUCUGUCUAAACCUCACAUACGAACUCGAGAGGAAUUUAGCUUCAAAUGUUCAGCAUCAAAGACACUGAGCCUUGGAUUUUGCAGUUUGAUUUUUAAGCAUAUGGAACAAAACUUGGAACAGAUUGUAUGUCUUUCCGACUGCAUUUGCUACCUUGGACAGCAUGGAUGCUCUCUUUGAAUCAGGUUGACUAUCUGUCGCCUCAUCCCCUCCUUCCUGUCUCUUCAGUAGAAGGAGGGUGGGGGAUUGGUGUGGCGUCCCCUGCCCCUCCUUGUAGAGUAGGCUAGUCUACGUUGGCACCAUAGCAGUUACUCUUUUCCAUUGCCUUGUGCUCCCUCCAACCCCAUCCCUCCAUUCCCUCUUCAUGAAAUCCUGCAAGACUCUCAAGGAAGAGGUUUCAGUCCCUAUCUUUGGCGGGAUGUCACAGGAAGAAGGACGCAGGGCGCCGGUGUCCCAGUCCUAUUUUCCCUCCUCUAACCCAGAUCUGGACCUGACGGGCAAGCUUUAUAAGAGGGAGGUUGGUGGUAAGCCCUAUUCUGUGUUAGUGGACAAUAAAAUGGCAGCCAAGGCAUCCAUGGGAGAUCAGAACAUUGGUCAGUUGCCCGCUCAACAUGUGACUUCACAGCAACAUCAGCAGUAUUUCAGAGAGGGAGGAGCAGGGCAGGAGGUGGGAUCCAAGGGUGGCAACGACUGCACCUCUGACGACACUGAAGAUGAUGACGAUGACGAUGAGGAGGAGGAGGAAGAAGAGGAGGAGGAUGGGGAGGAGGAGGAGAGCUUCAAGCGUGAGCGGAUCAUUGUCGAGGUUAAUCUGAACAACCAGACACUUCAUGUAUCCAAGGGGGACAACAAAACUGGAACCACAGCAGACGCCUCUCAGAGAGCUGUCAGCGACGAUGAUGACGAGGAGGAAGAGGAAGAAGAAGAGGAGGAAGAGGAGGAGGAGGACAGCCUCAAUGAGGAGGAGGAGGAAGACGAUGAGGAAGAUGAGAUUGAGAGUAGAAGAACAAGGGCAAAGCGGGCCCGUCGUGGUACAAGUAGCACAGGAGCUCCCAGCCAGCCACGCAGGAAAAGCCUCAGAACAGCUCUGAGCACUUCCACCGCUGGAAUGACCACCAGGGGCAGACGGAAGCACAUAGAGCCUGCAAAGAGCAAGCGCAGGUCAGCCAGAUCAGCCCCAUCGUCUGCCGGUUCCACAACAGGAGGCAAAGCCGAGGCGGAAGAGAAGGAGAUGCUGGCUUGUGAAAAGUGCCCCCGAGUAUUUAACACGCGCUGGUACCUGGAGAAGCACAUGAAUGUCACUCACAGGCGAAUGCAGAUUUGCGACAAGUGUGGCAAAAAGUUUGUCCUGGAGAGUGAGCUGGCCUUACACCAGCAGACUGACUGUGAGAAGAACAUCCAGUGCGUCUCCUGCAACAAGUCUUUUAAGAAGCUGUGGUCACUGCAUGAGCACAUUAAGAUUGUGCACGGCUAUGCAGAAAAGAAGUUCUCAUGUGAAAUCUGUGAGAAGAAGUUCUACACUAUGGCUCACGUCCGUAAGCACAUGGUUGCUCACACUAAGGACAUGCCGUUUACCUGUGAGACGUGUGGAAAGUCGUUCAAACGCAGCAUGUCUUUAAAAGUCCACUCGCUCCAGCAUUCUGGAGAGAAGCCCUUCCGUUGUGAGAACUGUGACGAGCGGUUCCAAUACAAGUACCAGCUGCGCUCCCACAUGAGCAUUCACAUCGGACACAAGCAGUUCAUGUGCCAGUGGUGUGGCAAAGACUUCAACAUGAAACAGUAUUUUGAUGAGCACAUGAAAACACACACAGGAGAGAAGCCCUUCAUUUGUGAGAUCUGCGGGAAGAGCUUCACCAGCCGACCCAACAUGAAGCGCCACCGCCGUACCCACACGGGAGAGAAGCCCUAUCCCUGCGAGGUGUGCGGCCAGCGCUUCCGCUUCUCCAACAUGCUCAAAGCACACAAAGAGAAGUGUUUCCGGGUCACCAGCCCUGUGGUCCUGCAGACCAGCGGCCCACCUGUGCCUGUCCGCAUCUUUGCCAACACCUUCUCUUCCUCCAUCUCUGGUCCCAGUCCCUUGGCUGCGACCCCGGCCACCACCUCAGCACCUCUGGGCCUCAACCCGACAGGAGGGCCAAUGCCUCCACGGGGCCCUGUGGGACACACAUUUUCCCACGUACAGCUCCACUCAAACCCCUCUCACCAUCAUCCCCACCCCCCGCCAGCCCAGCAACACCUCUCAAACACACCCCAACAUGUCCCGCCCCACCCCCACCACCACCUGGCCGUGCCCCCAGUGUCCCACCUGCCCCCUCCCCCAGCCCUUUUCAAGAGUGAGCCCUUAAACCACUGUGGGCAUGAAGACAGCAGCUACCUGCACCACAUGGCUCCCCCUGACAAGGGCCCCGGAGCCCCGCAGCACCACUGAACUGUGCUCCAGCUCUGCAGGCCCCCACCAAACCGCGCCUUGUUCCUCCUUUUCUCAUAGUCCUGCCUCAGUCUCUGCGUUGCUCGGCCCCUGAUGAAAGGGUGCUCCUUUUCAAACAGGGUGAAAUGAUUCAGACCUGUACACCCUCAGUGCGCACAUCCUUUAAGUACGACUCUUACUUAAAUACCCCCCCCCCCCCCCCCCCCGUCAACUGACAAAGAUUUUACAACCUCUAGAAUUUUUUUCUUGAACAUUUUCUUAGGAAAUCUACACAACAGGAUUUCCGUGCGAGUUCUCUCUCUGUACAUCGACGGGUGUAAAGUAUCUCCCUUUCAUCAAAAGCUGCUGAGAGAAGUCGACGUGUGUGUUACCUGUGCUUCAUGGAUCAUCAGGAUCGUUGUCAUUGAACUUUUCUCUUUGUCAAGUCGACUUAUGGUUGCACAUUGACUCUGUGCAGUUCCUCCCCAUAGCAAUACUAAAGCUGUCCUAUUAGUUGUACUGUAGAGCCUCGCCCCACAGAAAUGUUUAAUUAAUAUUGUAACGAUUCUACCUGAGUCUGUCGGAGAGGCAUCAGCAGUAGUGCAAGAUGCAGUGCCAUAGGUUACAGUAAGAAGGGGGGGAUGACUUUUUGUAGGGGACAUUGGAAAUUAAGUUUUUAUUUUUGUUUAAUCUAGACAAAGUCUGAGAUUCACAUCAUGGUUAAAUGGUGCUUUCCAUUCCAGUAUAUACAAUAUUUCUUAAUUUUGCUUUUCUGUUUGAUUUUCGGAAGUGUAAUAUUACAAAAUAACAAUGUAUUGUGUCAGCCUGGCUUUUCUACAAUGGAUUUAAGGUUUGACUGGAUAUGUUGUGAUUUUAAGAGACUCAAAGUAUGCAGGACACACACCCUCACUCUUUACUCAAGCACACUCAAAACACAAAGACCAUCAAAUGGUCACUGAUUUACUCGCUGUGAUCAGUGCAUGCAACCUCAGCUUUCAGAACUGUUGGUCAACAGAUGCUUUUAGAUAACAGAUGACUGUCAAAUACUGCCACUGUGAGGGGCCAGACACAUGGCCCCAUCAGGAUUUACCCCACUUCCCUUCGCUGCUGUCGAAAUGAUACGGGUUACCAUGUAAAAGGUCAUUUGACAAACACACAGUAUAAACACUUUGGACCUUUUUCAUCACAGUUCUUAACAGGCAAUUAUGCAUAUUCCUCUCAGCCUAUAUUCCACGGUUUGGUGUGGGGUGGUGUCGUAAUGUAAAGGUUUGUUUUAUUCAUUUCAUCUUACCGAUGUACUUUGAUCCACACAGGCAAACGUGUGUCUAAACCUGUUGAAUGUUGCCUACGCAGAAUGAUGGCUGAGUCAUUGAUAUGUGGUAUUUUCUUUUCUUUUUUUUAAAUGUUCUCCGAUAAAUUGCUCAGUUUUAAGCUAAUGAAUGGUUCUGCAGUGUAGAUGUACUGUUGGCACAUGAUAGGAAAUGUCAGGAUAAAAGGCAGUGGUCAUACAACUUCUAAUUCUUGUAUAGAUAAACAUACAUGUGAUCAAGUCAGCGUAUGACAUUACAUUUAUUAAUGUAAUAGCCGAUGGUGUGAAUGUUAUUUGUUUAAAAUAAGCAUAAAUGGUAUUUGACGUGUGCGUACGUGCGCAUCGCUCUCUAACCGGUCCGUCUGGUUGUCCCCAGUGCUCUUCUACCAAAAGCUGCUUUUUUGACAGUUUGCCCCCCAAUAUAUGUGCAUUUGGGGACCGGAGAUGGACAACAGCAGUAACUUCCACAUGACCCUCGUUCUCCCACUCUGACGGUGUUCAGUGUGAAGUGGUGAAGCUCAGUAGUUUAGGAUGUACUCUUUUCUUUUCUUUUUUUAAUUGGAGACCUGCAAUUAUCCUGCCAUUUCUGUGGGUCUUGAUACUGCUGCAUUAUUUGCAUAAUAUCAUCCCGUCUCCUCGGGUUCACUGCUGUGCUCCAGCAUUUUUGCAGAAAGAAUCUUUUGUCUUUUUUUUUGUUUUUUGUUUUAAGCCUUUUCAUUUGUGUGUAUUCUCUGCACUUUAGUGCUGCGUGGGUGAGGCGCAGGGAAGGGAGGGACUGACGAUGCAUUGUGGAACAGAGUGCAGUUGUGGCUGCAUGGGAAAAGGGUGGAGGUGAUCAUUUUCAGUGGAUGUUUUUAGGCAAGGAAAGGAGGAGAAGCCCAGGUGGAGGCGGUUAGUGUAGAAGGGACCAUAGCAAGCGAAGGACAUGUCUUUUAUUAAGCGCAUACAUUUAAUUUCCUAUUUUAAAGUAAUACACUUUUGCUCCCCUAAAAGUGAAAGCGAUGUUCCUCCUGCUUUGGCGACUUCACACCAGCUCCUCCCAAGUUAUGUCUGAAAUACAUUCUUCUGUUUUGUUAGUUCAUGGAGUGUCUCUCUCUCCGUCACGUCCUGUUUUGUCUUUGAGCUCUCUGAAAGAUCCUCCUCCUCCUUUCUUUGUUAUAUAGAAUGCACUUUCUACUAAAAUUCUUGGCUAGUUAAGAUAAAAUAACAUUGUAUAUUCUUUAAAGAUGUUUUAAAAAAAAUCAAUAUACUUUUUCCCCCCUUUGUAUUUUUAACCACUUAAUGUAGCAUUGCGUAUUUUAUUAUUGUAUCUGGUACAAAAUGUGCAGCUUUAUAAUGUCCUGGUUUGUCCUUUUUUUUGUAUGUUAUCUGGAGAUUGAGGAGAAGUGGAAGAAGUUGGGCCUUUUUUGAUAAUGUACAUUUAACUGACUGCUAACUUUGAGAAGUAAAAACAAGUAGCCAUGAUUA
Messenger RNA from Cottoperca gobio, 5569 nucleotides. It is a transcript of the gene znf652, whose product is annotated as zinc finger protein 652. The transcript is spliced from 6 exons. The record is from RefSeq and is a predicted model, not a curated record. Gene Ontology annotation, cellular component: nucleus. Lineage: Eukaryota; Metazoa; Chordata; Actinopteri; Perciformes; Bovichtidae. Gene Ontology annotation, biological process: regulation of transcription by RNA polymerase II. Gene Ontology annotation, molecular function: DNA-binding transcription factor activity, RNA polymerase II-specific. The coding region runs from base 751 to 2814 and encodes 687 amino acids.